UGGCCAUGCUUGCCAAGAGACAGCAGCAACCUGGACCGCCGACAUUCAGCCCGGCCUCGGAUGUAGCGCCGCCCGCAGCCACGCCGGGGUUACACCUAAAGCGUCUGGCACUGGCAGAGGGAAGAUGUUUCAGCAGUUACAAGCCCGUAUGGCAGCAACGGCGCCAAAAGCAGCCGACCAGAACGGCCACAGCCAGACUGGCCACGACAUCGGCAGUUUGACGCAGAAGAUGGCCGCGAGCACGGUAUCAGGCACCACCGCCGCGCCGUCAUCCGUGGCUAGGAACAAACCAUUUAGUGAAGUCAAAGACACACCUCCAGUGGUAAAGAUGGGUCAAUCCGGUGACCCCUGUGAAGUCACUGCCAACUACAUCCGUCUCAACUUUGAGGAGAACAGUGUCUUUGAAUAUGAAGUGACUUACCAGCCUGAUCAGGACUACCGGGCUCUACGGUUUAAGCUACUCAAUGAACACAGCCAAUAUUUCAAGACUAAGACCUUCGACGGCACCACACUGUAUGUGCCACAUAUGCUACCUGAGGAGGCCCUGAAUCUCGUGUCGACGAACCCUUAUGACGAGGCAAACUCGAAAGUUAACAUCAAGAUCAUCUUUCGAAGGACUCGCCGCCUCAGCGAAAUGGUGCACUUAUACAACGUGCUAUUCAAGCAAAUCAUGAAAGAUCUGAACAUGGUGCGAUUCGGCCGCCAGCAUUUCAACGAACAUCUGGCGGUGCAGAUACCGCAGCAUAAGCUGGAAGUUUGGCCCGGCUACGUAACAACAGUGAACGAGUUUGAAGGCGGGCUCAUGUUGUCUCUGGACUCCACCAGCCGAGUUCUCCGCACACAAUCGGUGCUGAGCUUCAUCAAAGAGACGGUCCAGGCAAAGGGCUCCAGCUGGAAGCAGGCCAUGACUGAGAUGCUUAUUGGCUGCUCUGUUAUGACGACUUAUAACAAAAAGCUGUUCAGGGUCGACAGCAUUGACGAUACAAUGACGCCCAGAUCAACUUUUGAGAAGAAAGAAGGCGGUGAAAUGGUGCAAAUUAGCUACAUCGAUUACUAUAAAAAGAACUAUGGAAUCGAAAUCAUGGAUCUGGAUCAGCCCAUGCUGAUAUCUAGAGAAACAAAACGCAUGCCCGGCUCUGAAGUGCCCACGGACUUCCUAAUCUGCCUUGUGCCGGAGCUCUGUCAGCUGACAGGGCUGUCAGAUGACCAGCGGUCAAACUUCAGGCUCAUGAAGGACGUGGCCACAUACACCAGGAUAGACCCUAACCAGCGACAUGCUGCUUUCAAAAAGUACAUACAAAACGUGCUGGACAACGAAAGCGCUCGAAACCGCCUUAAAGGCUGGGGUCUCAGCAUACACCCGGACACCGUCAAACUGGCAGCCCGUACGUUGGCACCGGAGACUUUGUACUUCGGAAACAACCGGUCGGUCGAAGGCAAGCCUGACGCGGAUUGGAACAACGAUGCCACGAGAAAUACCGUGAUGCAGGCGGUGGAUAUCAUAAGAUGGGCCAUCAUUUAUACGAAGAGGGAUGAGCAAGUCACGCAGAACUUCCUGGGCACCCUCCGCCGCUGCUGCGGCCCCAUGGGCGUGAUGGUGCAGCAGCCGGAGAUGGUGAUGCUGCCCACCGACCGCACCGAGACCUACGUGCAGGCGCUCAAGAAGACCAUCAACUCAUCCAUACAGCUUGUGGUCUGCAUGUGCCCCACGUCCCGUGACGACCGCUAUGCAGCUAUCAAGAGGAUCUGCUGCGCGGAGAACCCUGUGCCGUCACAGGUUAUAAACGCCCGCACAGUCAUGAACGAGAAGAAAGUCCGGGCCAUCACGCAGAAAAUCCUGCUGCAGAUCAACUGCAAACUUGGAGGCACUCUGUGGAGCAUCUCCAUACCGUUCAAGACUGCUAUGGUGGUCGGCAUCGACAGUUACCAUGACGCUGGGCGGAAGAAGCGUAGCGUGUGUGCUUUCGUGGCGUCAUAUAACCAGUCAAUGACCCACUGGUACUCCAAGGCGGUGUUCCAAGAGCGCGGGCAAGAAAUUGUGGACGGCCUGAAGUCGUGUCUCAUAGACGCGUUGAAGCACUACCUGCGAGUCAACGGCCGCCUGCCCGACAGGAUCAUCAUGUACAGAGACGGCGUUGGCGACGGCCAACUGAAGGUGGUCCAAGACUACGAGAUCCCCCAGAUGAAGAUCUGCUUCAACGUCGUGGGCGAAACGUACAAGCCGACGCUGACGUACAUAGUCGUCCAGAAGCGGAUAAACACGCGCAUCUUCGCGCGCGGACGCGACGGGCUCUCCAACCCUCGCCCGGGAACUGUGCUGGACCACACUGUCACCAGGAGGGACUGGUACGACUUCCUGAUCGUCUCCCAAAAGGUGAACCAAGGCACGGUGACCCCCACACACUACGUGGUCGUGCACGACGACAGCGGCCUGUCGCCCGACCAGUGCCAGAAGAUCACCUACAAGAUGUGCCAUCUGUACUACAACUGGCCCGGCACCGUCCGUGUACCGGCGCCGUGCCAGUACGCACACAAACUGGCGUACCUUGUCGGGCAGAAUAUACAUGAACAGCCGUCUGAGGCGCUCUCGGAUAGGCUGUUCUUCCUGUAAGUGCUUAGAGGCCUUAGCUCGUAUACACUUGCGAUUGCAACCAAGGUAGCUAUUUGCUGGUGAGUUGAAGCGUGAAGCGAGAGCACGCAACGAGUUCGCCGCGAGCUUUAUAGAGGUUCUGGCCGCUACCGAGCAAAGAUGUUGAAUUGCGCACUUACAUAUCGUUGCGAAAUUUGCACUCGUUCGUAUCGAAUACGCGG
This is a messenger RNA of Leguminivora glycinivorella, 2811 nucleotides long. It is a transcript of the gene Ago3, whose product is annotated as piwi-like protein Ago3. Gene Ontology annotation, cellular component: P granule. Gene Ontology annotation, biological process: regulatory ncRNA-mediated gene silencing. The transcript has 15 exons. The record is from RefSeq and is a predicted model, not a curated record. Gene Ontology annotation, molecular function: piRNA binding; protein binding. The coding region runs from base 125 to 2611 and encodes 828 amino acids. NCBI's taxonomy places the organism in Eukaryota, Metazoa, Arthropoda, Insecta, Lepidoptera, Tortricidae.